UAUAUUGCUUUUUAUAAGUAUUUGUUAUAUAAAAAAUAUAUAAAUCAAAUAAGAUAUUAAGAAACAUAUAUUUCAAAAAAAAGGACAUGAGCUAGUUUAGUUUAUUUGUAGGGAAUGUUUCAAAGAAUGUAGAUUAAAAACGUUUAGAGAAAGAGUUCUCUAAGUUUGGCGAAUGCACUGUCGAUUUGAGAAGAAAGUACGCAUUUGUCUCUUUUAAAGAAGUCAGAGAUGCAGAAGAUGCCAAAAAGUAGAUGCAUAAAAAAGAUUUAGGAGGUUUAUUGAUAACUGUUGAAUGGUCUAAGUAAUCAGGAAGGUUUGAAGAAAAUAGCAGCGGAAGAUUUAGAGGAAGAAGAAGAAGCUCUCGUUCAAGAAGUAGAAGAAGAAGUUCAUCAAGAGAUAGAAGUAGAAGAAGAAAAAGAUACUCUAGAUCAAGAUCUUCACGCAGCCAUUCAUCAGAUAGAAAAACUUCAAGAAGAAGAGAUAGAAGCAGAAGUGGAAGUAGAAGAAGAACUAGAAGAAGCAGCAGAAGUGAUAGUCGAAAAAACAGUAGAAAGAGAGAUGAAAAAAAAACUAAUGGGUCUGAUAGAAGAAGAAAAAGAUCUGAGUCCUCAAAGAAAAAAAAAUCCUCUAGAGAUGACAGAAGUCCUAAGAAAGAUAGCUCUAGCAAAGAUAAGAAGUCAGAAAAUGGAAAAAGAAAAGACUCUAGUCUAUCUCCUAAAAAAUAAAUCAGCUCAGAAAAUAAAUCUGAAUUAAAAGAUUAAGACAUUGAAAACAAAGAAAGCACUCAAAUUGAGGAAUAGACUCAAUCUCAAUAAUAGUAACAACAAUAAGAAGAAAUUAUCAAUGAGUGAAUCAUUUGUAAAUUUUUUUGAUUAAAAUGUGAAACUUACACUUAUCCAAACCAUAAAAGCAAAAAUCUAUACUUAAAAUUUAAAAAUGAUUUAUUUUACAUUCAAAGCUGUAUUUUAUCUGUAUUUAUAAAAAAGUUUGUCACCAUUAUAUUUUAUUAUUAAUUUAAGUAGGAGUGCUUUUUUCUUUCUUUCUUUAAUUUUAUUUAUUGUUUUAAAAUACAUUCUUUAAUAACUGCAAAUCAUCAUUUAUUCAUCUAUUAAACAUAUUUUUAUGCGAAAAUUAUCAAAAUGA
This is a messenger RNA of Tetrahymena thermophila SB210, 1143 nucleotides long. Its product is annotated as RNA recognition motif protein. The record is from RefSeq and is a predicted model, not a curated record. Gene Ontology annotation, molecular function: RNA binding. The transcript has 7 exons. Lineage: Eukaryota; Ciliophora; Oligohymenophorea; Hymenostomatida; Tetrahymenidae.